CAAGGUGACGCAAUCACAACAUCCAUGAUGGUUGACAUUUAAUGCGUUAGCAGACGAUGGUGUAUGUUUGGUAAAGCUUAAUUUAUAAACAAACGAAGAACUGUCAAUUGUGUUGAUAUGUCGCAAUAGAAGGCUUUCAUUUUGGAUAUUUAUGUAGAAUGUGCCGUGCAGUUGUGACGUGGUAAAAAUUCACUAAAGACUUUUCGGAACUUUGACUUUCAGAGCUCCUUGUGGAUCUUAUUAUUUUGGUGGUCGUGAUCAGUUUCUAAUUUCAGUACAAGACUUAAUUGUUUACCCUCUUUGUGUACGCUUUUUGCAAUCAUGUAACGUAGAAUUUGUCUGAUACUUCUUCACAUAAUCUCAGUUUAAAAAUUAUCAUAAGCUCAACUUAGCAUAUUUUGCUUUUGGUACAGUGGUUGUAAUUUUAAUCUUUAAAGUUCACGUAAUUUUAAGACUUGCUGUGAUUGUUCAAUAUGGCAGGGGUUGUUGAUCAGACCCCUAAUACAGCAGAAAGUGCUGCGAACCUUUUUGAAGCAGCUGAGAAUGCUCCAAGUCCUCAACCAGAUUAUUCAAGCAUAAGAGCCAAGACCGCUCUGGUGAGUCCAAAUGAAGAGCAGUAUGAAUUGCUCCUCAAGAUGAUCAAAGAACGAAUCGAAGAUGGUAGAGGAGAAACAAUCGUCGAUAUUGGCGUAGGAGUCGAUGAAGGAGAGAGCGGGCUAAAGGAGGAUGAGUACGCAGCCUCAGUGGCGACUCUGCAGUCUCUCGCAGCUACUCUGGACGCAGACUGUGUACUGCUACGUCAGAGCAAAUGUGAACAAGGACUAACAGGACAGUAUCUGGUUAGGCGGAGGGUUGUGCAACAGGACUUUCUGGAGAUCAGGGUUGCCGUGGUGGGCAAUGUAGACGCAGGAAAGUCCACACUGCUAGGUGUGUUGACUCACGGAGAGCUGGACAACGGCCGAGGACACGCUCGGCUGAAAUUGUUCAGGCACAAACAUGAGAUGGAGUCUGGGCGUACCAGUUCAGUCGGCAACGAUAUACUCGGUUUCGACAGCAUGGGCAAUGUUGUCAACAAGCCUGAGCAUGGCUCGCUGGACUGGGUCAAGAUUUGUGAGAAGUCGUCCAAAGUGAUCACCUUCAUAGAUCUUGCAGGACAUGAGCGUUACCUCAAAACAACGGUGUUUGGCAUGACAGGGCAUGCACCCGACUUCGGCAUGCUUAUGGUGGGAGCCAACGCAGGUAUUGUUGGUAUGACCAAGGAACAUCUUGGCCUGGCACUGGCAUUGUCCGUGCCUGUGUUUGUGGUAGUCACCAAGAUAGACAUGUGUCCUCCCAACGUACUUCAGGACACUCUACGACUCCUGGUAAGGAUACUCAAGAGCUCCGGCUGCCGUAAAGUGCCCGUCAUGGUCAAGAGCAGCGACGACGUCGUCAUCAGCGCUACCAACUUUGUGUCAGAAAGGCUAUGUCCAAUCUUUCAAGUGUCUAACGUGACCGGAGACAACCUAGAUCUGCUCAAGAUGUUCCUCAACUUGUUGACAACAAGGAUGGCAUCUCAUGACAACGAUCCAGCAGAGUUCCAGAUUGAUGACACUUAUUCUGUUCCUGGUGUUGGAACGGUUGUAUCUGGCACUACCCUAAAGGGAGUGAUUCGUCUGAACGACACACUGAUGCUUGGCCCCGACCCCCUCGGACAUUUCAUCCCCAUCGCAGUCAAGAGCAUCCACCGCAAGCGGAUGGCAGUGAGGGAGGUCCGAGGUGGACAGACUGCUUCUUUCGCACUCAAAAAGAUCAAGAGGUCACAGAUAAGGAAAGGCAUGGUGAUGGUGUCUCCUGCACUCAAUCCUCAAGCUUGCUGGGAGUUUGAGGGAGAGAUUCUGGUACUUCACCACCCCACCACUAUCAGUUCACGCUACCAGGCUAUGGUUCACUGCGGUAGCAUCAGACAAACUGCCUCCAUCUUAAGCAUGUCUGAGGAGUGUCUCAGGACAGGUGAUAAGGCCGUGGUCCACUUCCGCUUCAUCAAACACCCUGAGUAUCUGCGUGCAGGACAGCGCAUGGUGUUCCGUGAGGGCAGGACCAAGGCUGUGGGGAAUGUGCUGAGGAUCAUCCCACCCACCAACAACCAGCCUGGCCAGACUGCUAGAGUCAAACCCAACAAGAUGCUGUCCUCACAGCUUCCUCAUCAGCUGACACAGAACGGUCCGCCAGACAUUGAUUCACCAUUUGAGAUAACUGCCGACAAGAGAGAGAAUAUGCCUCAGAGGUCGGGGAAAAAGUCACGCGGUCGAAGGGGCGGAAGGGGGAGAUCCGGAGGUAAUUCUGCGUCCAAACCUCUCACCGAACAGAACCAGGUGGUUCCAGUCCGCCCGACGUCCAAAGUCUAACUCUACAGUAUUGUGUGUGAUCUCCGUUCGAGGCUUUGCCGCAAAAAUACAAGUAUAAAUGGUCAGCAUUGUUCUCGCCAAACGAGAUGUGUAAACGUUUAUUGCAUUGUUUAAAUGCAAAUUAAUUUUAUUUUGUCGUUCUUCGGACAGGAAACGUGUCAGUAAUUUUUUUUUCAGUUUGUUCCUUUGUCGGUAAGGAAAAAAUUAGCAUUAGGGAAAGAAAACUUUUAGGUAGAUUUAUUUUUGGAAUGUGAAUCAAGUGUUUUUUAAAGUUUGAUGGGUAAGUUUAGUCUUGUUUACUAAAGAUUAAUUACGGAUAUUUCAUUUGUGCUGACUCAUCAUGAGUAUUAUGGUAGACGUUACAUGCUUUCAUGUGACCAAUUUUAUUAGUAAAAUAAUUACAAAGAAAUAUAUUUCUAAAAUACAGUGUUUCAUCUUUUUAUCAUGACAUAGCAUUUUAAAGUGUAUCAAAAAUUAUUACAUCAUCAAUGUUAAUUAACUUAUUUUAAAGUUAAAUGUUUCCCAGUGCACAAUCUAAAAUAGAACAGCAAAUACCAAAUUUAAUUGAUAUUUUUGGUUUGUUAUACCUUUAUUUCUCUUAAUACAUGUGGGUUAGUAUUUUACUGGGGAAGUUUUUAGUUAGAAUCUUGUCCUUCUUUCACUGUGUUUAACAUGUAAAUAAAAAAAGUAGCAAAUAAAACUAUUGUUUGUUUAGUUUUAUUA
Molecule: messenger RNA, 3110 nt
Organism: Macrosteles quadrilineatus (aster leafhopper)
Lineage: Eukaryota; Metazoa; Arthropoda; Insecta; Hemiptera; Cicadellidae
Gene: GTPBP1
Product: GTP-binding protein 1
Exons: 12
Coding region: 474-2387 (637 amino acids)
Biological process (GO): translational elongation
Molecular function (GO): translation elongation factor activity; GTPase activity; GTP binding
Source: RefSeq, a predicted model, not a curated record